CGAACUUUUCUUUUAAAUUUGUAUUGUCACUGUUCUGUGCAUCACGAGUGAAGACAACCAGCUAGGAACAUAUCUUUUUAUUUCCAUUCGAUUUUAUAUCUGUUAAUUAUUGUUGUUGUAAAUUAAUUUUUAACAAUUUCAACAUGUUUAUUCUUGCGUGGUCACAACUAUUGAUGAUAAUUGUUCACACCACCUAUGGCUAUGAUUACACGACUAAUUAUAUAACCGUACCGGUCGACCAUUUUAGUUAUACCAAUAAUGAUACAUUUGAAUUGAAGUAUCUUAUGAAUGACACAUAUUGGGAUGUUAAUAAAGGUCCAAUAUUUUUUUAUGCUGGCAACGAAGCACCAAUUGAAGAUUUUUCUGAUAAUACUGGCUUUAUGUGGGAAAUAUCAAGAGAAUUAGAGGCAUUGGUUGUGUUCGCCGAGCACCGUUACUAUGGCGAGUCCAUGCCCUAUGGAAAGAAUUCGUUCGAUGACAAAGUGAAAUUGGGCUAUCUGACCUCACAGCAAGCGCUGGCCGACUUCGUAGACGUGAUAAAGUAUCUGCGUAAUGACACACUGUGUACCGGCAGACGACCUAAUCCGGUAAUCGCUUUCGGAGGCUCGUACGGAGGAAUGUUGGCCGCUUGGUUUCGCAUCAAGUAUCCCGCCACUGUCGAAGGAGCUAUAGCUUCUUCAGCUCCAAUAUGGCAAUUUACUGGAAUGACGCCAUGCAAUGAUUUCUACAAAGUGACAUCGUCAGUUUACAGAAAAACUAGUGUUGAAUGCGGAUUGACUAUUUCAGCAUCCUGGAAAGCCAUAGAUAACGUUACAGAAUCUGAUUCUGGAAAAGCGUGGUUAACUGAUAACUGGAAAUUAUGUAGACCGUUAGAGAACACCGACGACGUAGCACAGUUAAAAUAUUGGGCUGCUGAUGUGUAUGUGGCAUUGGCCAUGGUUAACUAUCCUUACGAAGCAAAUUUUUUGGCUCCUUUGCCUGCAAAUCCGAUCAAGGAAGUCUGCAAGUCAAUGACAAACCACACGGAAGAUGAUUCGACGCUCCUGAUGUCGGUAUUUCGCGGGUUGAACGUCUAUUUCAACUACACCGGGUCGGCCAGCUGCUUAAAUCUGUCGUCAGCGUUUUCCGACGAUAUGAUGAACGGAUGGAAUUAUCAGGCUUGCACAGAAAUGAUAAUGCCGUUUUGUGCUAACGGCGGCGAGGACGACAUAUUUGAAGCAUACCCGUGGGAUUUCGAAAGCUACGCGCAGUACUGUGAAAAUCGAUAUGGCGUGAAACCGACCACGGGCGACGUCGAAAAACAGUACGGUGGCAAAAAUCUCAAAGCUGCGUCCAACAUAAUAUUCAGCAAUGGUUUAUUGGACCCAUGGUCCAGUGGUGGCGUGUUGAAAAGUAUUUCAUCAACCGUCAGGGCGUUAUUGAUACCAGACGGUGCUCAUCACUUGGACUUGAGGGCAUCGCAUCCCAACGACACGUCAUCCGUAAUUCGUGCAAGGAAAACGAUUAAACACUGGAUCGUAAAAUGGAUCUUCGAUUACAGACAUCGAAAGUAAACAGACGACUGUUCAGUAUUUAAACAGGUUCACACUUCACGUAGUUCAAUCAUCUCAUGUCAAAUACGUGUAUUUUGAAUAUAGAUAAAUUAAAUUAUCAACCAGUACUACAUGCUUUUAAUUAAAAUUUAUAGUUUUUCAAACUUA
This is a messenger RNA of Rhopalosiphum maidis (corn leaf aphid), 1700 nucleotides long. Its product is annotated as lysosomal Pro-X carboxypeptidase-like. The coding region runs from base 144 to 1553 and encodes 469 amino acids. The record is from RefSeq and is a predicted model, not a curated record. Gene Ontology annotation, biological process: proteolysis. Gene Ontology annotation, molecular function: serine-type exopeptidase activity; dipeptidyl-peptidase activity. The transcript is spliced from 9 exons. Lineage: Eukaryota; Metazoa; Arthropoda; Insecta; Hemiptera; Aphididae.